AGCAGAAAGGCGACAGUGUUAUUAUGAUACUCUGUGUUUGUAUAGGUGUUCUGUUAGGAUUGUGCUGGUGUUCAUCCAGUGUGGAAGGUGUGGAGUUUCUCCUCAGAGGAGACUCCAUCCCAACUGAUGGCAGUGGACGCCUUCUGAUCACUGAUAUCAGUCUCCACAAUGGACAGAAUAGUACUAGUGAUGAGGAUGCUCUCUGCUGUCACUCAACCAAAGAUGUUACGAUGAUCCGUGAAUUAGACAUAGGUGACUGGUAUCUAGAGCCUGACUUUGAAACUACCACUGACUUUGAAAAUAACACUGCCUAUGGAAAGAGAAUUGAUGGAGACAAUGAUCGAGGCUGGACCAGGAACAGAGAAUAUUCUGUUAAUGUAAGCGGCAUUUACUAUCGACUAGUGAGAUUGAAGCGAGUGUCGAAGACUGCUGUGGAGGGGAAAUUCACAUGUCAUAUUCCUGGAGAUAGCAACAACAACAGGUCUCUUCUCAUACUAUACCCCAUCCUGUCAGUGGAGGCAUUCAUUGAGGUGGUGACUGCAGAUCAAUUCAGAGUCCACUGUAUCUCCACUGGUGGUAGAGUUCUGAAUAUGUCUGUCACUGGACCACAUGGAGUGGUCUCUCCUCUCAGUGAUAUACAGGCAGUUGGCACUCAGAGAUGGAUGGGUAAUGAUAGCUACUCUGGUGUCACUGGGACACUAGAAGGUGCAGAUGAUGGAGACACUUACAACUGUACUGCAUCUAAUGGAGUAUCAUCUGCAACUGACAGUAUUGUAAUAGGAGCUGUCAGUAAACCAGUGAUAGAGUCACUAGAGAGGGUCUCCCCCACUGUUGUGAGAGUGGAGUGGAGUCAGCCACCAGGAGGGGCUGCAAUAACUGGCUAUGUUGUGUUCUACUAUGAUGGUAGUGUUACCAGGAAUAAGAGCGUACCCUCCACUAGUACUGAGAUCACAGUUAGCUCUGCUACAUUAAUUUACGUCAUCUCAGUGAUGGCUCUCUCAGAGGAGCCGUUCCUACCUCGAAGGAGUGCCUGGGAGACUAUCACGCUGUGGAGUCCAGAAGGUGUGGUGGUGGAUGGCUCAGAGAGCAGCUCAGUCAGAGUGUCCUGGGAGGCAGUGGACGAUGCUGACUACUACACAGUCUCAUUCAGUGCAGCAGUGGGAGAUGAUCAGGAGGGACUGUGUAGAGAUGAUUCUCAUUCUGCUAAUGUGACAGUAGUUGAUGUUCCCACUGCCAGUAUUACUGUGGGGGAAGAUGUAGGAUCAAAUGACACCUCCUCGUUGAGAGCAUACACCACAUACUCAGUCACUGUGGUAGCAUUCAGUGACAAGUGGGGCAAAACUGCGGGGAGUGAAGCUACCAGGUUGACUACGCUUCAGAGAGGAAGUUCAGCAGUUCCUGGCAGAGUCACAGUCAGUUCUCUUAGCUCCACAGUCAUCUCAGUCCAGUGGAGUGGCCUCUCUCCAUGUAGACUUGUCAAUGGUGUCAUUGUAAGGUACAGAGUACAGUACAGGGCUCAGUCCAGUGGACUGGUAAGGAGUAAAGAAGUGACUGGAAACUGGAGCUCAGGAGCAGAGACUGAACUGAGUGGGCUCAUCCCCUCCACCAACUACUCCAUUGCAGUAGCUGCAGUCAAUGAACAGGGAGAUGUGGGUGUCUACAGUCAUCCUGUCACUGUGAGGACACUGCCAGGUUCAACAAGUAAAGAGUCAAAGAAUUCUGUUAUUAUCGGUGCUACCAUGGCAUGUAUUGGAAUAGUAUUGGGAUUUAGUGGAGCUGUCAUUGGAUGCCUUUUCUAUAACAGGUCAUCACUAUCAAAGCAACGAGUUAACACCAAAGUGAACACAGAGGAUAAUCAAGCAUAUGGUGUGCACGAAAGACCAAAUCCUAAUGAGUCAUCAACAGAGGAGACAAAAGACGAGUAGUUUGCACUAUCACUAGAGCAGAUAGCUAUACCUUUAUAGCGUGCUGACAGUAUGUAGCUGUGAGUGUGUAGUCUUAAUUUUCAGUGUUUUAAUACAGUGAAUUUACAGUGAGUUAACUCACUUCCAUUUACACACGUGGAGUAAAUUGCAUCGC
This is a messenger RNA of Geodia barretti, 2079 nucleotides long. The record is from the annotation of a GenBank genome assembly. Lineage: Eukaryota; Metazoa; Porifera; Demospongiae; Tetractinellida; Geodiidae.